Messenger RNA from Achroia grisella, 1649 nucleotides. It is a transcript of the gene Vti1a, whose product is annotated as vesicle transport through interaction with t-SNAREs homolog 1A. Gene Ontology annotation, molecular function: SNAP receptor activity; SNARE binding. The record is from RefSeq and is a predicted model, not a curated record. Gene Ontology annotation, biological process: intra-Golgi vesicle-mediated transport; Golgi to vacuole transport; macroautophagy. The transcript has 5 exons. Lineage: Eukaryota; Metazoa; Arthropoda; Insecta; Lepidoptera; Pyralidae. Gene Ontology annotation, cellular component: SNARE complex; ER to Golgi transport vesicle membrane; late endosome membrane. Bases 181 to 813 code for a protein of 210 amino acids.
CUGUGCUGUAGACAAUUUACUGUCAUAUUAUUACAUGCAAUCGUUUAAUUGAUUAGUCUUCAAUCAAUUCUUUGAUAUUGAAAAAAGAUUCCUAUUAAAUUUUGCAAUUUUCAUAUUGCAUUAAAUCAGAACGUAAUAAUUUUGUUUUGUGCUUAUUAUGAUCUAAAUAAAAAUUAAAAGAUGGCCACCUUAAUUCAAUCUUAUGAACAACAAUAUUCAGUGCUUACAGCUGAUAUUACAGCUAAGAUUGGACGCUUGAAAUUGGGAAAUGACGAUAACCGAGAUCAGUUGACGAGAGAAAUUCAAGCUAAUUUUGAUGAAGCUAAUGAUUUGUUAGAACAACUGGAGCUGGAGUCCCGCGGCGCAGGUGCCGGAUCGCGCGUGGGUGCCUACCGCGCCGAGCUGCAGCGUGUCCGCGAUGAAUACCGCUUAGUCAUCAGCAAUUCUGCAUCAUACAAUAUGGAGUCGGAAGACAUAUAUGACGAUUGGAGUGGCGUAAAUGAGCAGCACAGGAAACUGCUCGACAACACCGAGAGACUGGAGCGCAGCGGCAAGAAUUUAACAGAGGGGUACCGAGUGGUGCUCGAGACGGAACAGAUUGGAGCUGCUGUGCUGCAGGACUUAAGUGUGCAAAGGGAAACUAUACAACGAUCUAGAGGACGGUUGCGCGAGACCGAUGAACAGCUGAACCGAUCGUCGCGGCUCAUGAACUCGAUGAUAAUUCGGGCACUGCAGGACCGGUUCAUCCUGGUCAUGGUGUUCCUGAUCCUCGGCGUCCUGAUGUGCGUGGGCCUUUAUUUCUCGUUUCCCUAGCUAACGGCUCCCCUGUAUAUCCUCAUAGACUUUGAGAUAACUCAGUGGAUAUACUACCUUUAUGUGGUGUGUACUAAGUUGUUAACGCUAGGACUCCGCGUGUUUGUAUUCAGACAUUAUAUACUCGGAUUCCUCUAUAAGUAUAAACUGUUGCAGAUAUUCUAUUAAGCCGCUUGAGAUUAUGUUCCUUAGCUUGUACAUAGAAUCAUCGAUGUAAUUUAAUCUUUAUGUCUUUGUGUAUAAGGUGCUACCAAAUUAUCUGCACUUUUUGCUUUAACAGAUUGAAAACCGCGUUGAAAAAUAUUAUUUCUCACAUUGUUUUUUUAUGUAUUUUAUUUUUUAAAUAAGUUUUUAGUGUACAAUAAUUUGAUGUAGACAUUACUUGACUCCUAAAUUUAUUUCAAUGCCAACGAGUGAUCACCCGGUCUCAACGUGUAAAUUUACUUUCGUUAUCUGUUACUGUCCCACCUGUGGGCAUGCGGUCUUUAAUGUGUUAAAGCAUUGUUAGUUGAACGGAGCGCGAAACGAUUUUAGAGAUCAGAUUUGGACUCUUUGUAAAUAUACUCCUCAUAAACCGCUUGAUCGAUCGAGACCAAAAUUUCAUAGAAGGUCGACGUUUAGGCCUCCAUCGUUUACCACUCAAAAAAAUUCGGUCAAUAUCAAGUUUUUAAGAAACGCGCUCCGCUCAACAUGUUACACCAGUAACAAACCUAGUAUAUAUUACUUUAUUAAAGGAAUAUUGUCUUGGUAGUAUUAAGAAAAAAAAUCGGUCGAAAAUUUCUUCACUGCAUGUAAAUAGGUCUUUAUUUAGGUUCUAAACCCAUGGAUCCCUUAUA